GGAACCAGGGCGAAGAUGAAGCAUUCACUAUCUGUGGUGUGUCUGUCACUUCUUUUGUUUCACACUCAUUUCUCACUGGCCAAGAGAGGAGGCGGCAGCUUUGGGAAAGGCUUGGGCGCAAAGAAGACUCACACGUCCAACCGAGGCAGCACCAACACCAAAAGUAACGCAGGCAACAAAAACAAUAAGGGCUCCGGCUCUCAGGCUGGAUACCCCCAACAGCCUGUACAACCCAAUCAGGCAGGCAGACCCGGGUAUCCAGCUGGUUACCCCCAGCAGCCGGGCUAUCCAGCACGGGGCUCCCCCUACGGAGGAGGUUAUGGCAGUCAAGGUGGUUACGGUGGUCAGGGCGGUUAUGGUGGUCGUGGUGGUUACGGCGGUCAGGGCGGUUAUGGAGGUGGAUACAUGAACCAGAACCCAAACAACAAAGUCCUGAGCCCUCAAUAUGGGGGCAGCUAUGGAUACGGGGGCCACGGUGCAGGCCGCGGCUCUCCCUUUUCCAACUCAGUUCAGCAGAUGGGCAUGUAUCCCAACGAUAGAUCCAGAGGGUUUGGACGCAGCGCGGUGAUGGCAGCAGCUGGAGGGGCUAUGGUGGGGAUGGCCCUGGGCUACGGUCUGGGAAGGUUCCCCCGUCCUCCCUUCAGCUUCCACAACCCCCAGGAGGAGCAUUACUACAACCACUACAUGCACAGGAGAUAUGGCACCCAGUCCACUGAUAACAACGACUACAGCAGAGACUACAGGUACAGCAAACCCCCUGAAACCUUUGAUGGAUACAUGGACCGCUGCAUGAAGAAAACCGACCUUCUGCCUGCGGAGAAUCCAAAGCCAAACAACAAACCAGCCAUUACAACUGCUGGAGUCACCUCAGCUCGAGACACCGGCACAGGCAGCAUCACAACGGAGACCAACAGCACUGCAGCAGACAACUCCUCAACCUCUGCACCUGCAACACGCCCUCUAAAUCAGCCCGCAGCCAAUCCAGCGCCUCCAGCUUCACAGGUUGGCAGCAGUGCUGAAGACGAUGACACGGUCAGCAUUACGGAGAUCGGCUACCCGGCUCUGAUUGAGCAGAUGAAGGCCAGGAGAUGCUUGGAGAUGUACAUGGACUACUCUGACAAGUACUUGAAGAGACUGAGCGAUGGGGUGCAGCGACUGGAGAUGGGCUUGCGAGGUCUAUUAGCUGUGGUCACCAGUACUACACUGAUGCUAACGCUGCUGCACUGAUUCCUUCAUAAGCAGUGAUGGAGAAUGUUUUCUGUUGAGGGGUGGGAAAUGAUUAGGGAGGAACCUCUUACUUUUUUAGGACUUUCUUUAUUGUGUGUGGAUUUCUACUUUUAAUUUUUUCUUAAUAUCGAGGCAUUACAUCCUCAUGCAUGUGCUUGGUUGGCGCCACACAGCUGGCACAGCGUCUCUUCUGAAAGAGAAAAGGGGCCAUUAACAGCACUCUAAUACUCCAAGCUUUUGAUGGUGGAGAAUCAGGCCCAUUAAUAUCCAUUCAGAUGUAAUUGAACAUGCAACGAGUGAUUAAAACCACCGCACGCUCUCUAACCAUAUAAAUAACGAGUGGCGCUACCACUGACUCAUCUUUCUGUCUUUGUGAUGUGUUUUUCAGAUUUGUUUUUAAUCUGUUUAAUUCAAGGAAACUGCGUCUUUGUUGUUUUUUUGUCUCAGCAUCUGAGAGGGUUAGUUGCGGGGCUGGUCCAGAGUCUGUCAUGGUGACGAUCUGCGUAACUGGUAAUAAUGGAUAUGGGCUUUCUAAAUGUGAUAUGAUUAUUGUUAACUCCAGGGACGUUGAUGUUAGACAGUUCAAAGAGUUGGAAAACAGUGAGCUAUCAAUUAAUACUGGACUUUCACUUAUCAAAUAUCUAUCAGUCUACUAUUACAUAUAUCACUGUUUAGUCUGAGAAAUGUUAGGGCUGGGCGAUAUAGAGAAAAUCAAAUAUCACAACAUUGCAACUAUAUCGUAGGGUUGACUAUUGACUAUGAUUAAUCAUCAGUAAUGUGGAUAUAAUGAACAGCUAGAACAGGCUGGUAAAUUACAUCACUUUACUGUAACGAAGCCUUUAAAAGCAGGAAAAGAAACUUACGCUAUAUUACGACAUCUCAGCCCGUUCACACAAAAAAGGCGUAUAAAUACCACGAUAAUGCGCAAGGUGUUUAGCGAACGAUAAAUACGCCUUUCUUGAUUUCCGCAUGUCAUUCGUACGGCAUGUAUCCUGUUCUGACUGCAAUGUAAACGCAUCCAACACGGGACUUGAUCGAGACCGUUGUUGACCGGUGUUUUGUUUUCUAAGUUAGGUUAGUGACGUUUGACGAAUGUCACGUUUUUUAUUGACGUUUGUGGCAUGAAUUUUGUAGUUGUUACGUUUUACUCAGUUUACGUACUUACUUAUCAAUAUAUUGUCCAGCCCUAACUAUGAGCAUGACUGAGUAUCUGUAAUGGAUCAUAUCUACUUAUUUCUUCAGAGCUUAGAUGGACUUUCAUCAUAUAAAGGGUCCAUUGAAAUACAGAAACUCAAACCAAAAAGACUGAUUAUUAUAUCUGUCGGUACUUAUUUCAUUUGGAUAAACCGACUCUCUAAAUACACAGACGUAUGCAUGCUGUUAUCAUAACACUCCUUAAAUGACUUUGGAAUCAAUACAAAACAAAGUGCGCUUUUUCUGAAUAUCUAUGUAUGUCGUCUUCACCUUUUUCCAUGUGAAUUGCUGCCCUCGCUUCGUACAGUGUGUUCUAUAUUUUCAGAUAUUUUUUAUAAACUGGCCUCCUUCCUCUCUGUCCCAGUUCUAUCCCCUGUUGUGCCUCACUCUUCUGUCUCUGGGGAGCUUAUGAUCGCUUCAUCUGAUGUGCAAAACCUGAGUCCAAUUCAUCUCCAAAUCCUACUGAAUGUCAUCUCGUAUUAUCAGAUACGUAUGUCCAGUACGACAUAAGAUUUAUACAAUCAUUUUUCUAAUCAUGGAAGCUAAAAAAUCUACUUAAAGAUCCCAUAUUAUAAAAAAGUGAGAUUUUCAUGUUUUUUUUAUUAUAAAGCAGGCUUAAGUCCUAUAUAAAUACUGUGAAAGUAUCGAAACACUCAAUCCACAGGGAAAUACACAC
Molecule: messenger RNA, 3097 nt
Organism: Sebastes umbrosus (honeycomb rockfish)
Lineage: Eukaryota; Metazoa; Chordata; Actinopteri; Perciformes; Sebastidae
Product: prisilkin-39-like
Exons: 2
Coding region: 16-1227 (403 amino acids)
Biological process (GO): protein homooligomerization
Cellular component (GO): membrane
Source: RefSeq, a predicted model, not a curated record